UGAAGAGCUACUUAAAACCUUGAGGCACUGAACAGCUUAGCUUCAUUUGAGCAAAAGGAUUAAAUUCAUUUGAAUGUGAUUUUAUAAUUUUACUCGUGUGAUAUGUGAUAUAACCUUUCUUCAAACCAAUUGAAGUUUGGAAACUAUAAAAUAAGUUAUUACACAAUUACCUUUUUCUGUUUCCAGGAUUCCGCACAUUAACUUACCACUUAUUCGAUUUAUCAAAUGACUGGACUUCGGUUUUUAAAUGCCAGUAAAUAGGAAAAGCCAAUGAGGAUUGUAUUGUUUGGCAACGAAGCGAUGGUGUUUCCAAACAGGAGUGCUAACAUUUAGUUUAAAAUAGUCAUCGUCUAUGUUGUUCAAAACCAAAAUGUUCGGAAAUAUAGCUAUUAAAACUAAGAACUACUCAAAAUAUGAGUUAUUUAUUAAAAUUUAGCAUAAUAGAUCAUUUCUGAAUCUACAAAACAUUUACAGCAAAACGCACAAUCUCAUAAGGUCCCAUAUGAAUCUUCAUUUUAAUGAUUUUGUAUUAGUUGUUGGCCUUUUUUAUCUUCAGAAGUGAAUCCACAAAAACUAAUUUUCCUUCUAAUUUGACUGAACAUGUGUGCAAUUAACACCAAACCUCAAGUCACAAAAACGAUAGAUUUUUCAGUGAUUUUUGUGGGAUCUAUUCGCGGUAUUGCUAUAUACAGAUAUCGUAGAUCAUAGACUGUCCUAAUUCAUAACAACUGUCAUUCAUCUGUACUUGCUUUCGAUUUCUAUUAUUCUGAAUGAUGGUAGUAGAAGUCAGUCAGUAUUCUGGACUUUAAUCGUAACAGCUCAGCAACUGUGUUUAGAAACAAUAAAUCGCACUAACGAAACUCUGCCUACCACCUAUUCUUUUCAAACAAUUCACAUCGGGUUCCAAACACUUAUGGCUUUUAUAUCUGCUAAGGUCUGUUUACAUAGUUAUCAAGCAGAUACUGAUUUUCCAAUCAGUAUCUGAUAUAACUUAUGAUAAUUAUAUCUUACAGUUAAAGUUUUCUUGAGCCAGUAUAUAAUCAACUCUUCUAAAAUGACAUGUUUUACCACUGAAAUAUCGAUAUAUCACUUUGCCCUAUAGCUCCACUAGUCUGAGAGUAUUGUCUGUUAGGCAUGUAUUCCAUUAGUUUUCUGUUUCAAUAUAUGUCGUCACUCUAUUUUAAUUGAGUGUUAUGCCUUUCAAAAUGCUUUGGUGACAUAUUUAACUAUUUAAAACUACAGAGAUGAGGUACUUCCCUACCAUGCAUAAUUGAAUGGUUUUAUUACUAAAUUAAUUGGCUUCAUUGAAUAUUUUACAUAUAAUCUUUAUUUCAAAGAGGAUCCGAAAAUUAUGGCUAGUAUUUCUACUUUGGAGAAUUUCAUGAUAAGUUUUGAAACCUCUAGGAAGUUAAAAGUUACGGCGAUAACACAAAUAACCUCUCAUAUUAGAUCCCACUGUGAUUUAGUCGUUUAGAUCUGCACGUACUAUUAAUUAGGCUCUAUUUUAAAGCUUAUCAAUAUCAUUUCCCUAACUAUGAUUGUAGAUUUGGUAAUUGUACUUGCAGUCAUGAGUGGCUAUAUUCAUGUUUUGUUUUAUCAACCUAUAAAGACCUUUAUAUCGUUAUCUAAAAAUCCAUGCGGAAUUUUGAAUGUCAAUGACAUUGAUUGAAGUUCGAUACUCAUAACUCUUGUUGUUUGCUCAGACAUAUUUCCGUUCUCUAGGAAGUAAUACGUUUAAAGGUUCUAACAUGGAAUUUAUAUACUGGCAUGUGCAUACGUGUGUAUACAUGGACAUUUGAUCAAGAGAUUUUAAUUAAGCAAAUAACACAUAUUUAACCAAGGUUUAACAAAAAGAUUUAAUUGUUUUUGAUAAUUUUUCAAUUUAACUAGUACUACUGAAUAAUUCACUAAGUAGUCAAGUGAAUACAUAUAUGGUGUUUAUGGUUUGAGGCUUUCUGAACGUGAUUCAAACAAUUGAACGAAAACUUGAAUUCUGGUUGAAAUUUAAACUAUCUACAUCAGUUAUUUCAAUUAAAGGUACUGUCAUUGAAAUACGUAACGACCUUGAUGACCUCUGAAGACUAUGAUGAAACUAAUAAUUUCACAUGUGGUUUAUUCUCUUAGUACUGAGAUAUGUGCUACUGAUGUCGACAGAUAUAAGUAGUAUGUAUCAUCGUUCGAAAGCGAAGUGCCUGGAAGCAGAAGGUUAAGAAGUUCAAAGAAAAGAGAACGAGGACAAAGAAUGAUUGGUGUGGAAACGAAAGAACAAUAAAGUGUGAGACGAUUGAUUGACAUUUUGCGAAUGAAGUAUUUACUGUAUAGUUCUUAGAUUUUAAUAUGUUCAGUAAGUGUGUGUUCAAAUGCAUUCUAUUGCCCCCACCUGUGUUCACGUUAACUACAUUACUUCAGGUCGAUGUUCACCAUUUGUAUGACUUUGAAAAUUGUGCUAAAAGUUUUAGUUCCGCAUCCUAAAUAUGAGUUCCAUCAAACUUGAAGGGAUAUCAGUUUAUGAUUUAAGCCUUCCACACAUUUGAUGACAGACUUCCAUCAGGUCGUAUAGUAAAACUCUGGGAUAUUACAGAACCGUUUCUAUUCUGUAGUAACUUAAUGAAAUAUGUGUUUAUUUGCAUUUUACUGAUUGGUUUAUAUCGUUUCUUUUACUUAAAAUUAUCUAUUGUCUUUUGACUUUCACAGUUUCAUUCUUGUCAAAAAUAGAACCGUUUUAACAGUCCAACAAACUAUCCAUGUCUUCAUGAAUUAUGUACAAACAAAAUUGUUCAUCUCCAUUGAAUUUCAAUGUUUAGGUUAUGUAAUACGCAAUGACGUCAACAUUUAUCCUAGUACAUUUUUUUUCCAGCUCUAAUUGUAUUUUCUGAUGGACGUUAUAUUGGUGCAAUACUUGAUCGUAAUGGUCUUCGCCCAGCUCGUUUUUAUGCAACCAGUGAUGAUAUGGUGUAUAUGUCGAGUGAAGUUGGUGUAGUCGAUAUACAACCUGAUGUGAAAAUCAUACAAAAAGGUCGCCUAAAAGCUGGACGUUUAUUGAUUGUCGAUACAGAAAGUGGACAGCUAUUAGAUGAUGAAUCACUAAAAUCCAAAAUUGCUACCAAACACCCUUAUGAUGUUUGGCUUAAAGAAGGAGUAAGCAGUGUUCAUUUAUGAUAAAGCACUGUUUUUUAGAACUUAUAUUUUAGAGUGUUUGUUCAUUGACUGAUUCGAUUUAAGGUUAAUAAUUGUGUGGUAUACUUAUAAACAGGACACUUCACCUACCUCGCUUUGAACCACAACUUGUUUGAAUUCUAGUGAUUCCAAAUUCAAUUUUGCUUUAAAGUUAUGUGUUUAAACACCCAAACUACUGAUCCAAUUAAUUUACAGAACCAGAUAACCUUUAAUAUUAAAACAUAACAUAUCAAGCCAGUUGGAAGAUUUUGAAUUUGAGUGAAAAACAGAAGUAAAUUUGACCAACGUGGUGUAUGCUUUUUACAUGACAGACAGUAGGCUUUUUGGACAUUAAUUUUAAACUUUUCGUUAACAAUAGUAGUGUGGUGUGUGCUACUUAUAUUGACAUAAGUAGUAUAUGAUGUUAGUCGUGAACAGAACGUCUGGCAGCAGAGAGACAAGAGGAUCGAAUAGCUAAGAAUGGAGCAGGAUGCAAUUUGUAUGAAAAUGCAAGAACAAUAAAGUCUGGGUCAUUUUAAGACAACUGGGGAACAUUUUGCAAAUUAAGCAUUUACUUUAUGAUUGUUAUAUUUUAUUAACGAGUCCUAUAAUUUUGUGUUAAAUACAGUCGAUUGUUCCUCGCUGGUGUUCGUGUUCACUACUGUAGUAACGCACUUUACGGGUUUUGUUUUUUCAUUUAUUGGUAUUUCAGACAUGAUGUAUGUUCAAAGUGAUAUAUUAAGUUGUGUCUGGUAAUGCUAAUAGAAUAAUUCAUUGUGCUAAAGCGUGUUUCAUCUCAAUAUAUUAAAAAAGAUGUCAUUACAACCUGGAACUUUUGAAAAGCUUUUAUGACACUCAUAAAUCCAAAUAUACUCUUUCAUGGAAGGCCUUCAUCAGAAAUUCGGUUAAGGUCACAUCACAAAUGUUUGCAUGAAUUAUGUAAACUGUCUCGUCAGUGAGGGGACUUGGGAUUUCGUUCAUGAGAUAUUUUAUUGGUAGUUCACCCUUACGGGUAUUAAGGAUGAUUUGAUUAACUUAUAAUUCAUAAAGUACAAAGAUGUGGCAGAUGGACAAUAAAAGAAAUUUCAACUAGUCUAUUGUCGUCGGAAUCUUUUUCAAGUUUAAUUCCUAGUCCUCAUAUAAUUAAUGUGGUCCUGAUACUUAGUAAAUGAGUUUGCAUUUGAUUGAUACAUUAAAUUUAGUAGUCUAUAAGAACUUUUUAAUUCCUAUUCUGUCAACUGUUGGUUGUUUGGCCAAUAUUGGCUUCUGUCAAAAGCCCUUGCAUUCAAACUUACGUUUACAACUCAAACAAAACUCACCAUAAAUCAUUUAUAAGAAUUAUUAUGAAGUUUUUUCCCUUGAUGUUUGUUUUUUGAUGAUAGGCUCUUGAUUUGCCUGAGAUGCAUAGGGCUUUUGCGAAUUCCCCUGAACACUAUAAGAGAAUCUCAACACUCGAGCCCUCAAUCAUUGACGAUCGUCGCCUCCCACUAUUUGGGUAUAAUCCAGAAAAUAUCAAUCUUCUAAUUUUGCCCAUGUUGAAAACUGGGUGAGUUUAUUCAAGUUAUUUUCAUUUAUGUAUUUAAAAAAAUAUACAUAGCUUAUACACAUAGCUUUUAUUCAUAGAAUUAAACAUGAUUCAGAAGAGUUAGGGGUUAUCUAUUCAUCUUUGUUAGCUAUGUAAUAUCGAUAGCUGUUAAAUUGUUUUCCUCAGUCUUAUUCUUUAUUAGUGAUGUUUGUUUCAUUUACAUUAUGUGAUAUACGUGAAAAUAGAUAUCAAAAACUCAAUUGGUUACUUUUCCGUAGAGGAAAACACAAAGCUGUUUUAAAAAGCGAUGUUCAUGCAUCUUUUCUUCUGAAAUAAAUCCUAUUCCAUUCCCAUCUCCGACUCUUAAUAUAGCAUUAUCAGAAAAAUAAUGAAAUGUACUGACGUAAAGUUUGUCAAUGUAUGUAUCAACUUCAUUCGAAUAUUUCUUAGGGUUUUCCGUUUCUAACUUGAUCCAUGAUUAAUGAUCAUGGAAUGUUGAGAAUUUACUCGUUCGCUUUCUCUGUUUUUUUUUUACAUUUAUGAGCUAAAUUGACUAUGAUGCUAAAGGCUGAACAGUUUCAGCCUAAUUUGCACAAAGACACACACUAGAGUUUUCGUGUAUAGUAGUGAAAGUGGGUGUGAUUUGUUACUGAACAAAGAGGUAUACAGCUUACCAACUGUUAAAUGCAUGAUAUCCUUUCCUCUUAUUGGUUUCUACUUCGAACGCACCGAGAGUGGCCGCUUGUGAUUAUGGAGAACACUGUUUUGCUUCAUAAAUCGACAUAUUUACUGACAAGCCAUUCUGUCCCCUGACAUCUCUUCAGUGGGAGCUUUUCGUUUUAAUAAACAGGGUUUGCGAGAAGCUAUCACCCUGCCACAUUAGUAAUUCAAGCGAUCGAUCGCAAUGAACACAAUUCAUAGCAUUUUGUCUAUUAUAACUUAUGAAAAAAAAUCGAAAAUUCAGAAUGAUUUAACGAAAUUUACAAUCCUGCUUUUUAUUUACUUAGCAAAUAAACCAAUUAUGAACAGUUUUUUAAACUUGCUUUUGUUACUAAUAUCCACUGAUGGAUCAGUUUUUUAAUGAUUUACCGAACGCAUAUGGGCAGCAUUAUUCUUUCAAAUUUGAUUUUAAGUAUAUGAAACAUAGAAGAGCAAAGCGGAAAAAGUGACCUUUUUUAGUUUUAAGUGAUAACUUUAAUUCUGUUUUGCGUUUUGUUUUAUGCAUCUACCAAACAAUACACUGUUGCUCCCAGAGUUUGUAAACACAAGAUGAAAUGUCGAAUAAAUCUAGAUCUUGAAAACAUGUGUGGGGGGAGGCUAGUAAUUCGUGAUAAUUCAUAAACGGAACGAAAAGCAUUUUGAAUUUGCUUUAUGAUUCCGGUCUGACAAAUGUUUACUUGUAAAUAAAAUCUUAGAUAAUAAGUUUACCUCAUUGUUUGGUUUUCGCUUUGUGACAAUCGACAAAAAUAACCUUAAAUAUGAGAGUAUGACAUCACUAUUAUUGAUUUAAAGCAUAUAAUCCUUUGGUUGUAGACAAAACCUGACAAAAGACAAAGACAUAUUUAUAAUAUUAGUAUCAACUAACUUAUAAAACUAUGUAACUGGAAUUUCAUACACCGUGAAAUUAAUAACUUCAAUUAUAAAAUAUCGUAUCGUUCCUGAAACUAAUAAUUCCGAACCAUUUUAUUUAUUCAAGCAUAUAAACAUGGUUACUCUGUUUCAGCAAAGAAGCUCUAGGAUCUAUGGGGAAUGAUGCUCCACUGGCUUGUUUAUCUGAACAAAAUCCCCAUGUAUUUGACUAUUUUCAGCAGUUAUUUGCUCAGGUCACGAAUCCUCCUAUCGAUCCGUUUCGUGAACGCAUUGUAAUGACAUUGGUAAGUAUUCUUUUAAAUAGAAUAUUAAAUCGUCCAGAUGUCUUCUCAGUGUAUAAUAUUUUGAAAAAAAACGAAUUCCUGUGCAAUUAAAUAACUCAAAAUCGACAGUCUUCCAAAAAAGGCCAACCGGAACUCAAUGGGAAUGUGCUUUUAUCACACAAAUCGGAAUCGAGGUCAACUUGAUUCAGAUUCUGAAAACACUACAUAUAUAACCAAACUCCAGUCAUACAGUGAAAUCAACUAUAAUAAUAUGUACUCACAUUCUGUUCUUUUCUGCAGCUACUUACAUGUAUGCUGCUGAUAAACAUACAUACAUACAAGCAUAUUACAUUUCAAUAAAACUAUAAGCGGGAGAAUAACUGGAAGUUUUCAGUAAAAAUGUGUAAAAGGAUUUAAUAAGUGAAUUUAUACAGAAGGCGGGAUUUGAGUGGAAGAUUAAUAAGUCUUCUAAUGGAACGCUAAUUGCUAUAUCUGGUCUUCGCUGAUUAUUAUGUCGGAAUCGCUUAUCAUUCGAAAACGAGGAGGCACUGCAAUUCACACGACAUGAAACUAAGACUGAUACAAGUGAAGAUUUAGUAACCCUGAAACACGACGACCCUACUCGAAAAUACACUAAUUUAUAUAUUGAUUUGUACAUCCAUUUUGAUUAAUGAUUAGGAUGAAAUCAUAUAUAUGAAAAAUACUCGCAGUUAUAACUAAAUCACAUGCUACAUGUCAUGCUGUGCAUAGUUUAUGUCAAUUGAAUACAAGAAUAUCGUAUGUCAUACAGAAUAAAAUAUCAUACUGGAAAACGAAAUAAAUACUACACAAAGUAAUUAUCACAUUGAAGUAAAGAGGAAGUAAUGUUGAACAAAAGAUCACAAUGAGUAAAUCAAUGUAAUUUUGACUUUUCUUCCCGUCAUAUAAAAGAUACUGGUUAAAGCUAUUCAAUCAAUCCAUUAGCACCUCUGCUAAAUACAGUAACAAAGUAGAUUAUGAAUUUAAAUUAAUAGGGCGAGAAAUAAAGCUAAUGAGAGUUGAGUUAAUACGAGUUAGUAAAUUGAUUAGGAUUAAGGUCUUGAGAGGAAAUUGAUAAAUCUUCUAAAUGAAUUCUAGAUCCCGUUUCCGAAGCUCUUCUAGUAAUCCCCUGUCUAAAUCUACAUGGCUAGUUGAACACGAGAGGAAAAGCGCGAAAUAUGGAAAAACGCCUUAAUCCAAGGUUUGUUUAUGUACAAAAAACCUAGGGUAUUUAUAGUAUUUCGGAUGGCUUCGGGCUUUCGGAAAUUUCUGGAACGUUACAAAACAUCGUAGCAGUAUAGGUAAUCAUUCAAUCAGAAAUGUGACAUGUGGCCUUUCACUUUCUAUAUGUUUCUGGCAAACUUCUAUUGAAUGCUGAUUGGGUAAGAUGUUUCUCAACGUUUUCAGGGCCUUUUUUCCGGGCUUUUUCCCGAGGAAUUUUCUGGGUCUCCGUAACGGAAACUACAAAUUAGAUAACAGAUUUUGGUGUAAGAGAGAAAAUAGACAAGGUAUAUACCCCAUUUCUUAUGGGACAGUAACUGUCUUUUAGGCUACGCAUAUUUAGUGGUGCCUUCAAGUAUCAUAAGAUUACUAACUUAUUUAAUGUUGUGGUUUACAAAAAUCUUUCGGAUUUCUAAUAUUUUCAUUUAGUUUAAUUAUGUAUAAAAGACUUCUUUCUUGUAAGGCGAGAAGUUAAACAAAUUACUAAUGAAUACUUUAAAGUAAUUUUUAGUUCAGCAUAUUUAUGAUUAUUUAGGUACAGUUUAAUUUUAUCCAUCUCUUUUCCACUAAUUUCUAGAUGUGUCCUAUCGGACCACAGAAAAAUAUCUUGAUUCCAUCCAGAGCACAAACUCAUCGUUUAUGGCUUGCGAAUCCGAUUUUAUCAUUGAAGGAUAUGGCUUUAUUACGUUCACUAGGAGGCAAUCCUCCAUCACAACCUGAGGAUGUGAAAAUAACAAGUACUGUUCUCUCAUGGCGUAGUGUUAUUUUGGAUGCUACAUUAUCUGUACAUGAAGGGUCUGAAAAAGUUUCAUUGGGAUCAAAACUGUUCCACUUUCUACAAGAUCUCUGUGAUAAGGCCGAGAACGCAGUUUUACAUGAUAGUGUGGAUUUGUUAAUAAUUUCUGACAGGGCAAGUAGUCGAGAUCGGCUUCCUGUUCCAAUACUGUUAGCUGUCGGGGCGGUACAUCAACGUCUAGUUCGUCGUGAGCUUCGUAUGAGGGUUGGUAUAAUUGCGGAAACGGGUGAAUCAAAAGAAGUUCAUCAUUUUUGUACACUUAUUGGUUUUGGUGCAGAUGCAAUAUGUCCUUACUUGAUUUUCGAAUCUGUCUCACGUUUAAACUAUGAAGGUCUUCUAACAUCAGCUACAGUUGUGAAUGAAGAAGAAUUAUAUUCAAGUUUCAUAACAUCUGUUGAACGCGGUAUACUUAAAGUUAUGGCUAAAAUGGGAAUCUCAACAUUGCAUAGCUACAAGAGUGCUCAGAUCUUUGAAGCUGUUGGCUUAGCACAAUCUGUGAUUGAUAUGUGUUUCUGUGGCGCCGUAAGUCGUGUAGGCGGAGCAGAUUUCGAAAUAUUAGCAAGAGAAGUUACCGCACGUCACCAACUAGCCUUUCCAGAAUGUCAAACACUUUGUACUAAAGUACUUGAAAAUCUUGGUCAGUUUGGGAAUAAUCCUGGAUUUUAUCACUGGAGAUUUGGUGGAGAAAAUCAUAUGAACAGCCCAGAGGCAAUAGCGAAACUUCAGGCUGCAUCUCGUAAUAAUAGCCAUGAGGCUUACAAAAUGUUUGUCCAAGUCGCCGAUGAAUGUUCGCGUCACUGCACUCUACGUGGACAGCUAGAUUUUAAUUAUUCGGAAAAGCCUUUACCGUUGGAAUUAGUGGAAUCGGCUGCAGAAAUAGUAAAACGUUUCUCUACAGGUGCAAUGAGUUUGGGAAGUAUUUCUUCAGAAGCUCAUACUGCUUUAGCUAGGGCUAUGAAUAAACUUGGUGGACGUUCGAACACUGGUGAAGGAGGUGAGCUACCAGAACGUUAUAAGAAUCCUGAAAUAUGUUCUGCUAUAAAACAGGUUGCUUCAGGACGUUUCGGUGUGAAUAGUUCAUACCUAGCCCAUGCUGAAAUGCUGCAAAUAAAGAUGGCUCAAGGUGCUAAACCUGGUGAAGGUGGUGAAUUACCAGGCUAUAAAGUUACCGAGGAAAUCGCUAAUACACGUUAUUCAGUGCCUGGUGUGGGUUUGAUCAGUCCACCACCACAUCAUGACAUUUAUUCAAUAGAAGAUUUAGCUCAGCUCAUUUAUGACUUGAAAGCAGCCAAUCCAUUUGCUGUGGUUAGUGUUAAACUGGUAUCUGAAAUUGGAGUCGGUAUCGUUGCUGCUGGUGUGGCAAAGGCUCGCGCAGCACAUAUAACAAUUUCUGGUCAUGAUGGUGGUACUGGUGCUAGUAGUUGGACAGGAAUCAAACAUGCUGGACUUCCAUGGGAAUUGGGUAUUGCAGAGACUCAUCAAUCCCUAACCAGUCAACAGGCGCGUUCACGAGUGAAACUACAGGUUGAUGGACAAAUACGCACAGGACGAGAUGUGGUCAUAGCAUGCAUUCUGGGAGCUGAUGAAUUCGCAAUGUCAACUGCACCACUUAUUGUAUUAGGUUGUACAAUGAUGCGUAAAUGUCAUUUGAAUACUUGUCCAGUGGGAAUAGCCACACAAGACCCAGUUCUACGAAAGAAAUUCGCUGGUAGCCCAGAACAUGUCAUCAACUACCUAUUUCUUUUGGCUGAAGAGGUUAGACAAUACUUAAGUCGUUUAGGUGUAUCUUCAUUGAAAGAAAUUGUUGGACGUACAGAAUAUCUAAAGCAUAGAAAGCCUUGUUUAACUGCAAAAUCUCAGCUGCUUGACCUGAGUCGUUUAAUGAUUAAAACGGAACCAGAUGAAGUGCAUUAUGGUUCAUUAAGACAAAGUGAUUCAGUGAAAGAUUUCCGUGAAAAUCCAACAACAUUGUCAUUUGCCGAUCUCUUGCCAGCUGAUCGUCGUUUAGAUAUAAUAAUAUUACGCGCUGCUCAUAAAUUAAUAGAUACUCCAGAAAAUGUGGAACUCAGUCCUUCUGAAUCAGUAGUAUAUGUGACCGAAUCAAUUAGUAAUUCGGAUCGCACAGUUGGCACUACACUAAGUUAUGCCAUUUCAACCAGUUUUGCUGAAAAAGGAUUACCGCGUAAUAGACGGAUUAUAGUAAAUGUUAGUGGCAGUGCAGGUCAGAGUUUAGGAGCUUUCCUUGCUCACGGCGUUCAUAUUCGCCUGGAAGGCGAUGGAAAUGAUUAUGUCGGGAAAGGUUUAUCAGGUGGAAAGAUUACAAUCGUUCCACCCAAAGAGUUAUUAAAAGAAAGAUUUAAAUCAGAAGAUAAUUUAAUUGUCGGUAAUGUUUGCUUAUAUGGUGCCAUAGAAGGAUGUCUCUUUAUAAGGGGACAGGCAGCUGAACGAUUCUGCGUACGCAAUUCCGGAGCUACUGUUGUUGUUGAGGGUGUUGGUGAUCAUGGUUGUGAAUAUAUGACUGGAGGCCGUGCUGUUAUACUUGGACGUACUGGACGUAAUUUCGCUGCUGGUAUGUCAGGUGGUCUAGCCUUUGUUUAUGACCCACUUGGGUUGAACGGAGAUUUUGUAAAAAAGUGCAAUAUGGAACUAAUCGAUUUGGAGUUGAUGAAUUCACAGAAUACAUACAGUGGUUGGCUUAAAGAAAUACUGGUUGAAUUUGUAAAAGAAACCGAUUCACAAGUCGGAGCAGAUAUUUUGGCAAACUGGAAUAAAUCCAUCAAUCAUUUUGUACUUGUAUUUCCACGUGAUUAUAGAAAUGCAUUGGCCAAACUUAAAACUUCCACAACUGUUACUGAUCCCAAGGUGCAAAAAACUAGUCCUAUUGUUGAUAGUAACAAAAAACAAACUAAAGAUAUUGAAGAUGUAAUUGGUGAUGAGCCAGCAGAGAAACUAGAUAAAGUGCGUGGCUUUGUCAAAUAUGCCAGACAGAAGCAAAAUUAUCGUCCAGUUGAAGAACGUCUGAAAGACUGGGAAGAAGUCUACGCUCUAAAACAAAUACGCGAAGGUUUGGUCAAACAGGCUGCUCGCUGUAUGGAUUGUGGCGUGCCAUUUUGUCAAUCAUAUGUUGGGUGUCCUCUUGGCAAUCUUAUUCCAAACUGGAAUGAUUUAGUAUUUAAGGGUGAUUGGCACGCUGCUCAUAUUGCUUUAGCACAAACCAAUAACUUCCCUGAGUUCACAGGUCGUGUAUGCCCAGCACCUUGUGAAGGUGCUUGUGUACUUGGUAUAAACUCUGAUCCAGUGACUAUAAAGCAUAUCGAAGGUACCAUUGCAGACAAAGCCUGGGAAAAUGGCUGGUUACAUCCUAUUCCUGAUGAGAAUCGUAUGCCAACUGGUAAACGUAUUGCAAUUAUUGGUAGUGGUCCGUCCGGUUUAGCUUGUGCAGAUCAACUAAAUAAGGUUGGACACGAUGUACUAGUAAUCGAACGAAGAAACUUACCUGGUGGUUUGCUACGAUAUGGAAUUCCAACUAUGAAACUUUCCCGUGAAGUUCUAGAUCGCCGAUUAAAUCUAAUGAAAGCUAAUGGCGUUAAGUUCGAGUUAAAUACACGGGUCGGUAAUGAUGGACAACCUUCAGAACCCAGAGAUUUAAAUUCCGUUUGUCGCGAUCCAGCAGAUAGUGAAAACAUUUGGUCAGCUAGAAAACUACUGGAUGAAUUUGAUGCAAUAGUUUUAUGUUUGGGUGCCACUUGGCCUCGGGAUUUGAAUAUUCCAGGUCGUCAACUUCAAGGUAUUCAUUUUGCUAUGAGUUUCCUUGAACGCUGGCAACGUUAUCAACACAAGAAUAAGAUAAAGCAUACAUAUUUUGAUCUUCAAAAUGAUAAUAAUUUUGAUUGUGAUUCUGUGGCUGCAUUAGCCAAAGGUAAACGUGUAGUUAUACUCGGUGGGGGUGACACAGGUGUUGAUUGUAUUGCUACAUCUGUACGCCAAGGAGCUGAAAAUAUUCGUGUGUUUGAGAUUCUCCCACCACCACCAAUUAAUCGUGAUAUUAAUGAAAACCCAUGGCCUGAAUGGCCUCGCAUAUGGAGAGUAGAUUAUGGGCACUCAGAAGUUGCUGUUCGUAUAAACGGGGACCCAAGACAAUUUAAUACAAUAACUAAAGAAUUUCUAGACAACGGGAAAGGAUCAGUAGGCGGGAUACGUACUACUAAAGUUGCAUGGACCAAAUCAAGUACCGGGAAGUGGUUAAUGAAUGAAGUACCAAAUUCUGAAGAAACAUUCGAAUGUGAUUUGGUCUUACUGGCUAUGGGCUUUAUGGGACCUGAAACUACAUUAAUCAAGGAAUUUGAACUAGGUUUAACUAGUCAGUCAGUAAUUCAAGUUCUACCCGAUAAACCAUACACCACACGCAUUCCUAAGGUUUAUGCUGCUGGAGAUUGUCGACGUGGGCAAUCUCUCGUGGUACAUGCAAUUAACGAGGGCAGGCUUGCAGCACGUCAAGUGGAUCUUGAUUUAAUGGGUAAAACACAACUUCCAGGCCCUGGUGGAAUAAUAAAAACUGCGAAUUUAAGAUAAAUUUACAGACUAUUUAGAUGCUUUUGCUUGCGCGCUUCUUUACACAUACACAUAUUAACUUUAAUUUACUGCAACGGAUCUGACUAGUGCUCAGAAAGGACGCCUAGAAUAAUCGUUAUCUUCAUCCUUACGUUUGCUGACUUCAAACCUAUUCUCUGAAUUAAUUUCAUGAUACGAAGUUGCUUUUAGUAAACUCGUUUAAUUUCAUCUUAUGUUAAACAUUUUGUUAUUGUGAAAAAUAUCCAUAAAAUUUAGAAGUUGUUCUACUUUAUGGGAAACGCUAAUUGAGAGAGAAUCAACAAAUGUGUUAUAUUCGGUUUACUUUAUAUUUCUGUAACAGUUAUCCUUUUGAGGAGAGUUUCACAUGACUCUGUUGAAGUAUGAUGACGUACAUCUAUAUACAUAGAUAGAUAAUCUAGAAUAUCCUUUUUGAAAUUUUCUUCACUUUUUUAUUCGAUCACCAGAAUUUCUUCAGUAAGUGAAGUACACAGGUCUCGUCUCCUGUGACAUUCAUUCUCGGCAUUCCAUCAUAAAAUAUAUAAUCUGUCUAGUACAUCAUUUUAUUUCUCGAUAUAGUUAUAUUCAGUGCUGAAUUCUGUUUAGUCUUUCUUCUGUUUAAUGUGUGUGAUUGUCUAUAUGCUUUGUUACUUCUUAUCUUCCGUUAUUCUUCCAAUUUUUGGUUCUGGAGUAAGACAACCAGUCAGUAAAAAUGAAAUGAACGAAAAACUAACACCUUUUCAUUGAGAUUGUAAGAUGUUUAUUGUCAUUCAAUGAAGCAGAUAAAGUGAACACAUGUUACUAGUGGUAGGGAAGAGGAAUGUUGGGAAAUUUACUUCUGUUGAUUAAUUUAUAUAUAUAUCAUCCCAUUUACGGUAUAAAUAAGAUUGCCUUUAUUUUUGUUGUUAUUAUUACUGUUAUCAUUAUCAGCAUCCUUGCAGUAAAUAUAUCGUAUUUUGUGUGUACUUUGAAUUGCACACAUGUUUAUCUCAUUUAUCGUUUCUGUUAACUUCACUCAGGCAAGUUGCCUAUCUUUCUUUUUUCUCUGUCUCUCAAGUUUUUCCUUAUUGGUCUGUUUGAUAAAUGUUACACAUAGUAGAGUGAAAAAGUAUUCUACAAAAAUAAUUAUUUUUAACGCCAGUAAUAAAGAAAUACAUUGAAGGUAUUUUGUUUCACA
This is a messenger RNA of Schistosoma curassoni, 14315 nucleotides long. Lineage: Eukaryota; Metazoa; Platyhelminthes; Trematoda; Strigeidida; Schistosomatidae. The record is from the annotation of a GenBank genome assembly.